Salmo salar (Atlantic salmon) is the source of this 9725-nucleotide messenger RNA. Lineage: Eukaryota; Metazoa; Chordata; Actinopteri; Salmoniformes; Salmonidae. The record is from RefSeq and is a predicted model, not a curated record.
UUUUCAAAUAUCUCUCUGCGUAUUCCUUUUUCUUGGAUCGCUUGGCUGGUCUCCCUUUCCACUUGUCUGCUCCUCAUCCCUCAUUGAUUUGAUUGAUCAGUACGUUGUUUCCACCUGAGAGCGAAGCCACAAUAUGCAGCACUAUGGUGGUUAGAUGACCCAAUGCCAUGGCCACAUUGUGGUUGUGUCUGGAAAAAAUAGUGUUUUCAAAAUGGCUGCUGUGUGAAGGGGAACUAUAGGCUUCUCAGAGCUGUGAUGGUGGUGACGUGGGUGUAUUCAUUAGUCGGAGACCGUUGCGAAACAUUUUGUCUGUUGCGAAAAUUUCACCAACGGAAACUGUUUACUCCAAACGGAAAAUGUUUUGCCAUGUUUUUUUUGGGUCAUUUUAUUUGUUUCUUUUUUGAGGUAAACGAAAACGAGAGUUUCUAAUGGAAGAAUUCUUGUAUGUCCCUCCCUGUUUCGUUCCGUUUGCUUCCAUUUGGUUCCUAGAGUAAACGGUAAACAGUUUCCAUUGCAAAACGUUUUGCAACAGGCCAAACUUUUUGAAACGGUCUGCGACUACUGAAUACACCUGAGGUGGUAACAAGUCUGCUCAGUGUAUCAUACUAAACCCACGGACCAUGGUCAGUGUCUGGAGCAGCCCUGAAUGCCUUGAAGGACAGGGGAAUGGAGCAUGGGACUGGUUAGCAUGUUCCAGUCCUCCCACGUCUUCAAAUGUGUUCGUUUUGUCAUUAUGGCCACAUUGGUUAUAGUUGGGCAUUGUUGCAUAGUGAAACUUGAAAUGGGGAUUCUCCAGAAUGUUGAGAAAAAACAUGGUCCACAUCUAAUGCUUUCUGAUACUCUCACCUUUAGCUACUCACCUUCAUUUCUCAACUGUUCUACCAUUACUAAAGGAAAGCAUCAUAAUGCCAAUCUAGACAUGAUGUUGCUCCCAGAAGCAUUAACUAUGUAAUAAUGCUUAAUCUCUGUUCUGGACCAUUGAAACGUAUAUUGGUAUGUGUCUGAUGCAGUGCUAUACCUGAGGGUAUGUGGUAGGCCAUGCAGUCACUGUGUUUCUCUACAAGGCAGUAAUGUUCUCCCAUGGCACUGAACCUACUGGGAUUACAUCACAACCGUCCUGAUAUGAGGUCUAAGCCCAGUAGAGACACACAACAGGCCUCACCCUGCCGUAUCAACUUUCCUAAUGACUCUGUCGCAAUGCUUUCAUAGCAACUGUACAGGACCUACGCAGGCAGUUGAGGUAUUAACAAGGAAAUCAAUGUCUGCCAGACACCGAGUGUAGUGGCUCAUAGUAUCGACAGUGACUAAAGUGGCUGGUUUAAGAGACUGCUUUUCUCCUAGAGAUUUGUGAGGUGAAAUUUCUGCCUCCUCAUACUCUCUGGUCUAUGAAAACAUUCUAGUUUAUCUCCCCUGCAUAUGAGGGGGAGGGGGGGGGCAUGUUUACACUGAGAUAGAUUCUCACACAAAGGACACCACUGUAGAUCUCCUAACACAUAUUUUUUACAGCAGUGCGUCUUAUGCAGGACAGGGUGAAUAGUCAGAGAUCCUGGCUUGGCUGUGUUUCUAAACCAGCCAGCACCUCUCUGCUGAGCUGUUCCCACAUCUGGUUGUAAUCAACAGAACCUUCACCCUCCCAGCAUCAACAGACCAUUGGCAGGGAAAGUGUCAAAGAAAGGUGUGUUUCAGAUAGAGACGAAAGUCUUCACACACACAUUCAUGCACACUCCCUUGACAGUGCCACUUACAAUAGCUAUACACAUGCAUACACCUUCCUGGCCACUCCUCUCUAAAGCGGUUUUGUAGCAACCUACGGACAGUGGGGUGAGAGACUGGCCUCAUUGUUUGUGUGGGGAUAGACAGUAAACCACCCUUGAAACGAAUGGGGCCCCACCCUGGUUAACUGUGCCGGUCUCCGACAUCUCUCCCUGUUUACCCAGCAGGUUAAUGAUUAACCGCCACCUCAGGGACUGUCUAUAUCCCCAUCACCACCUGGCAGCUACACUGUCCUAGGACUUGUCACCUGGAGAAGAUGGGAGAUGGUCGUAUCAAUAGCUUCUGCAUUUGCUUUAGUCUUCUUUUUCCUUUUUAGGAAAAGCUCUUGGAAAAACUUUGAAUUCAGAUACUACUCUAUUAUCUGACUGUUUUUCUUGGAUGCAGUUUUCGAAGAGAGUGGGCUUGCAUGGCUCGCAAACGUCUGAUGAAACCUUAUUCACGGGAUGCAGAGGCAUUUUCAACAGCACGAAAGCUGUUCACGUCUGAGAGGGAUCUGUGAAUGAUCUGCACUGUUUUCAAUAGUGUGCUGAGGAUUAUUUUGCUUCCCUUCACAUUCAGUUUCCUGGACCUUAUUUCUCCUCACUGAUUUGGCUAGAUGUUGAGGGGGGUUGUGGAAAUUGAGUAAGCAGGAAAGGUGUGGAAUUUGUGGUGGAAUUCCAGGGCACAUUUCCAACCACAAGUGAGCCUAAUGGAGUGCCAAAUGUAGCCACAGUUUUUGUUUUGUUGCUGUUGUCGUUGUGUCCACCUCCCACCACUGUGCUGAUAGGUUGUUUUACCCAGCUCAGAGUCAGACGAGAACCAAUCGCUGUGCCUGUCUAUCUAGUCUGAUCGUAGUAACUGACAGGGAUCUGGUUUCAGGAGUGCAUUACUUGACCUUAAGGGACAGGAGAGUUGUGGGGGGUAGAGAGUAGGGAAAUAGGUCACAGGGAUCCAGGGGGGGUUAGUAAUAGUAACACCGCUAAAUGUGUUAAGCCUCUCAUGCAAUUGCUUUCUAAUACCUGAAUGGUCAACAACAGGGGAAGUGGACAUACUCCCAGAGGUGCAAUACUCCAACUGCAUUAGACUGAGCCGUCAUGAGACUCCGUGCCGCAUCACUCAAGAUUAAUGGACUUGUUUUUCUUCACGGAGCGUAGAAGUAAAUGAAGGUUGUGUGCACAUCUGUCCUCUAACUCAAUCACCUUGUCAGCCAGCGAGACGGGACUGCACUGCUUUCCAGUUAGGAAACACUCUCUCUUUCUCUGUGUUUUUCUCUUUACCAAGGAUAUUUUUCUUGCUUUCGCUGCUGGUGUGUCUGAGCUGUGCUCACCAAAGCACUCUGAGGCGUCUGGAUCUGGACAGGGUAACACUGCAUGCCUGCCAGAGCUGCCAUUAUAAUAAAAGACUUGUGGCCAGGGUUACUAGAGGCCAACGGCCGUAGCUCCUCUCUGUGUUUGAUAGAGGAAGAGGGAGAGAGGACUGGAAUCAUGUGGCAGCAGUCAGCUGGGUCCAGCUCUCACACUGAAAGGGAGUAGCACCCAUACCGGGUCAGUCACAGCAGUCUCCAGGAAACAACCACUGGACACACAACAGCUCUGUCUGUUUGUCUGCAGCAGACCUGGACCACUGGAUCACCCGCAUUGAAAUCCACCGCUUUGAGGACCCCACGAGGGCACCACUGGUUUAGGUGUCCGCCCGUGUGCCUGAGGGAAGUGAGUGGAAUAUGGAGGCUCACAGAGGACUGGAGUCAGACUGGCAGGUGGAGCUGGAGCUGGAUAAAGACCUGGCUGGGUGGAUCCCACAGGAUCCAGCCCGGGGAGAGUUUGGCUGGGAGUGGGGCUGGGCCGCCUUGGACCACCAAGACCAGGACUGGGAGUCAGAGGAGGUCCCUGCAGUGUUGAGCCCCACAUACAAACAGCGUAAUGAGGACUUCAGGAAGCUCUUCAAGCAGCUACCGGACACAGAGCGGCUCAUCGUGGAUUACUCCUGUGCCCUACAACGAGACAUUCUCCUGCAGGGCCGACUCUACCUCUCAGAAAACUGGAUCUGUUUUUAUAGCAACAUCUUCCGCUGGGAAACGCUGCUGACAGUGAGGCUGAAGGACAUCUGCACCAUGACGAAGGAGAAGACAGCCCGCCUCAUCCCCAAUGCCAUCCAGGUGUCCACAGAUGGUGAGAAGCACUUUUUCACCUCAUUUGGAGCGCGGGACAGGACCUACAUGAUGAUGUUCAGAUUAUGGCAGAAUGCACUGCUGGACAAACCCUUGUGCCCCAAAGAGCUAUGGCACUUUGUCCAUCAGUGCUAUGGCAACGAACUUGGCCUGACCAGUGACGACGAGGACUACGUUCCCCCUGAUGACGACUUCAACACCAUGGGGUUCUGUGAGGAGAUCCCUAACGAGGAGAAUGAGAUCAGUAAUGACAACUCGUCUAAGAGCAGCGCGGAGGCCAAACACGAGGGCAGCCCACCAUCCAUACACAAGAAAUGCAUCAUCACCAACAGCACCAUCAGCUCAUCCAUCAGCAGCGAGCCCCUCUCUGUGAGUCUCAGCGACAUAAUAGAGUUUGACCUCCCUCCAGAGGAGUACAUCGACUGCCUCCCUGACGGGGAGCUGCUGGCCUUGCCCCUGGUGCUGGAGCAGAGGCUAGUGGAGGCCAGCGGCCUGGUGCCCUCGACCUCCCUGGACUUCAACGACAAUGAAGACAUCCCCACCGAACUUAGCGACUCCUCAGAGACCCACGACGAGGCAGGGGAGGUGCAGGCCUUCCAUGAUGACCUUAAAGGGAGACAGUACAUCGAUGAGGUUUACAAGUUCAGUGUGGACAAGAUGUAUGACAUCCUCUUCACAGAAUCCCAGUUCAUGACCGACUUCAUGGAGCAGCGCAGGUUUUCAGAUAUAGUGUUUCACCCCUGGAAGAAGGACGAUGCAGCGGGGAACCAGAUGAGAGAGAUCAUGUACACCAUCUCCCUGUCCAACCCGCUGGCCCCCAAGACAGCCACGGUCACAGAGACGCAGACACUGUACAAGGCCAGCCAUGAGAGUGAGUGCUACAUCAUCGAUGCUGAGGUCAUCACACACAACGUGCCCUACCACGACUACUUCUACACGCUCAACCGUUACAUGCUGACACGGGUGGCCAAGAACAAGUGCCGGUUAAGGGUGUCCACUGAGCUGCGUUACAGAAAACAGCCAUGGGGAUUAGUGAAGGGCUUCAUCGAGAAGAACUUCUGGAGCGGGCUGGACGAGAACUUCCGCCAUCUUGAGUUGGAGCUGUCGAAGGUGGAGGAUGUGGUUUUGGGGUCGACCCGGCCUUCUCCCAAGGUCAAGGUGGUGAAGACGUCUGUGAGGCGGAGGAAGAGACCCCUGGUCCACCUACGGAGCCAGCACCUGGACGAUGCCCUCCUCAGCCCCGUCACCACGCCAACCGACGAUGAGGUCAUUCACCGCAUCAAGCAUGCGGGCGUGACAGGUUCCACUCAGACCAGGCACAUGCCUGAGCACCUUCCUGGAGGCUUCGCCCUCUACAGCGUGUCCAAACUGCUGCUCAUCAUCAGCUUUGUGAUCUGUCUAAGCCUGGUUUUGCUGGUGUUCCUCAACAUGAUGCUGUUCUAUAAGCUGUGGAUGCUGGAGUAUUCUGCACAGCAUCUUACCACCUGGCAAGGGCUGCGGAUACAUGAAAGUAAACUUCCCCAGACGCAGAUGGAGUGGGCCCAGCUCCUGGAGUCCCAACAGCUUUACCAUGACGCUGAGCUGCAGAAGUGGAGAGAGAUCAUCAAAUCCUCAGUGGUACUAUUAGACCAGAUGAAAGACUCUCUACUGAACCUUCAAAGGGGUAUUGGCUUAAGGGACUACAGCUCAGAAGCUGAGGAGAAAAGAAGCUGUUACCACUGACAUACGACCUUAGGCCAUGAGGACAUGGUGUGCAAUAUAGGAACUGUUUGUGUGUAAGUAUGCAAACAAAACAAAGAGAGACAAGAGACCAACCGACCGCCAGGCAAGCUGGCCCCAGUGUGACAGGGACCGCCUACCGGCUGCCGUCCCCCAGCUCACAGAGGUCAUGAUCCCGCAGGUCAGGAAGUGCCCCUAUCACAGACAGGAAUUGAACAGUGGGGUUCCCACAGCACUGAGGCAUCGUGGGAAGGCAACAGCUCCGCUUACCUUGACGCCACUUCUGUCUCUUAUUUUUCUUUGUCUUUUAAUGUUGGAAGGACAUCGUACUGUAUGCCAUUACCACAUGGGGAAUGGAGGACAACAAAAAGCUUAGCAUGUGAUUUUACUCCUCACCUUAACUUCUCUCAAUGUCUGUGGUUCCAUUCCUGCUCUGUGAGUGUCUAAAGACAAACAAAAGAGGAGAGACGAGGAAAGGGGACCUACAGUCUCUAGACUUUCUACACUCCCUUGACUGUUCCAAACCGAUCCUCCCCUACAGGUCCGCGCUGCAGUGUCCCUUUUAUGAACUCCUCUGAUCGUGGCCACAGAUCAUGCUCUAGAGUAGCAGGAUCACCAGCAAAUAUAUAUUAUAGAGUAUAUGUAUGUGCAAGCACAUUUCCACUGAAAUGUCUCAACUGCCUUGUUUUUUCCCCCGGGCUCAACAGUGCAUAAGGGCUGGUUUCCCUAAUCACCUAGAGCUAGGCUGUUGGGAUGGAAUUUGCAUAAUGAUUGACUUAGGUGGAGGAGGUUCCUUCUCACAGGUACUCAAUAAAGAGAAACGUUAAGAGAUUGCAGGAUGUUGUUGGGGAUAGAGAGGAUAUGUAAUGUGGCAUGUCAAAACAUCCAUGCUUGGUGGCAAAUGGAUCUCCUGUUAACAACAGGAAUUUAUGGAAUUUAGAGUCUUCUUGAAGGUUUAUGAAUGACCUUUACGUUGUAUUGCCACUAUUGUACUAGUUGGGUAAUGCAGUUCAUUGUCUAUCAGACUUAUCAAACUUAUCAGUUGUGGAACAGUAUUUUGAUCCAUUUUUAAGAAUGAUAGCUUGCCUGUCACUUCUACUUUCAAAGUACUGCAACAAUACAGAGCUUUUAUUUAUCUGUUACUGGUGAUUUGUUUCAUGCACAGUGAUAAUUAGUUCCAUUAUUUGUUGCACAUUUAACAAAAUUAGUUUAUCGAUCCGUAAGACCCGAGAAUGUAGUACAACUUGACCAGUAGUCUUUUCUAUAGGAAAAGACAGCAUGCAGACUAAGAAGUCAUUGAUACUUGAAAAAGGGAUACUGCAGCAAGACAAUGAGGGAGACCUGUGUUCUUACAUAAGUGUUUUAUUACUAAACUGUGACUAUAUCUUAAAAAUGUUUGAAGAUGAAAAUAAUGAUAUAAAUAUAUUUGAAAUGUAUAUGUAUAUUUCAAUAUUGAAUAUUUCAAGAUAUAUACACAUAGCAUAUAUGAAUUGUUUAUUUAUGUAUAUAGGAAAGUUAUCAGACCUCUAGGUGGGUACAAGAAUUUAUAAAGAAAACUGUUUUCUUCAGAAAAGCAUGCCAGAUAUGUCUGUGACAUGUCUAGUAUGCAUGUGUGCUUGAGUGUACUGUAUGUUUCUGUGUGUGUGCACAUGUGUUAAUUUAUACAGUGUGACAUUUCUAUCAUUCCACACAUGGAUGUGUCUCAACAUUUCAUUUCUGGCACAUGUAGCCAAACUGCCUUUUAUAAUGCCCAUGCGUUUGGAUGCAGCCUUGCAUUAGCCUCUCUGGCUAACAGUUUACAAUCAGCCCAUAUGGACAUCUGUGUCCAUGCCAAGUGGCUUGACUCAACCACACACACCCUCUUUGCUUAUCCAUAUCAACAACCUGCAUCCCUGCUUAUUCCAGAUCCUAUACACACCCCCACUCUCCAUGUCCAGUGUUUGUGUUGGAAUCUGUACACAAUUCAAUUGAACCAUAACAGAGGGUAGUAAAGCCUUCAGAAGAUGUCAUUCAUUUUCAAUUAGCUAUUUAUCAUGUAUUUAUUGAAAGACAAGUAAAUCCCUGCUGGAUUAACCUCAGGUAGGCAAUGUCUGAAGUGUAUCCCCUAGCUGUGGUAUGAGCUCAGUGAUAAAAUCACUUCCAAAAAGAGAAACAGUACUGCACUUUAAAGACCUUCCAAAUAAUGAAUGAAAGAAAUUCAGUGGAAUUGCAGCCCUUUUUGCAUUCUAAAAAGUAUUAUGUGUAUCCAAUAUAAUAGAAUGCUUACUCUGUAUCUUUGAUUGAAAUUUCAUUUCAACACAUUUCUGUUCACUUCAUGAUGUAAUUCCAUGAUUUUGUGAGUGACUAUAUUUCAGGGUUAGACAGGACAGGAGCGGGUUGUGUGUGAACUGUGGAGGAGUGGAUAUCUAUCGCUUUAAUGCAGGGGCGUCAAACGGAUUUUGCCCAGGGGGCCGCAUUCGGUCCUCAACGAACGAGGUCCGGAGUGACGUUUUGAAAAUGUGUUAUACAGUAUUUACUCGCAAUCAAAUUGUGCAACAAAAAAAAUCCUCUAUUCUGACUGUCAAGCUUUAAUUUCAGUGAUUGAUAACAAGCUGGACACAGUCAAGAAACUGUAUGAAUGUAAGUCCAUUAUAUGAUUUCUACACAGUUUCGAUUUGGUUUUAGUAGUUUUAAAGUAUGUUGAGUAUGUUUGACUCCCCGGCUUUAAUGUGUGCUGGCUUUGCAUUGGUGAGUUACUGAAUGAGUGAUCUCUCAUGAAAGACUGUAGGCUAGAUUCUAGUUUUGGGUUUCAGAGGUUACUGAAUGAGCAUGUUUUAGUCUUGGCUCUCCUGCAGCGUGUCAUAUGAUGACUUUUAAUAUCACAAGGUGUAUUAUUGGUCAUUUAUGGAAAUCUUAAGAUCUGAAUGACAGUGAUUGGAAAAUAUUUCUGUUUUAUAGAAAUCCCUUUCACAAUCAAGCUGUAUUAUACUGAAAGAUAUGCUGAGGUUAUGUUUCAAAUAUGUGAUUAUAUUUCAUAUGUGAAUAUGUGAUUGAAAUGCUUUGUUUAUUUUUAAAGUGUAUGGACUUUUUGAGUUAUAAAAUUGCUUGGAUUUCUAUAUUUAUUUCAGUAAUUGAAAUGGACCGUUUCAAAUAAUCUGAAAGAAGCACGGUAACAUAUCCAUGGGUUUCUCAUGUUAGCAACUAGAAUGUCUGCAUAAGAUGGGUGUAUUAAUUGUCAUUCAUUCCAAAUGUUAACUUAAAGUAAUCUAAUUCUGAAAUUCAUGACAAUACCACAAAACAUUACAACUAGUUUAUAAGUAUGGAAUAAGCUGUUAUGCAGAAUUAUAGCAUGUUAUGUGUCAUAUGAGUAAACAUCUUAUGCUCGUGCUUAUGAACUAGUUAUAAGGGUAUGGUUGAUGUUUGUUUAUGCAACAAGCUAUUAUACCAUAGUGUAACAAUAUUCAUAGAAAACACAGGAUAUUCAAUCAUAUUAUUCAGCAUUACAAGCAAUCACCUAAAAAAUAUAGCUCAUGACCUCUCAUAGAUCUGAUUUUGUUUUGCUUGUGUGCUCUCACAUAUUUUGGCAUUAGCAAGUAUGAUUGUAUGAUUGCUAUUCUGGCCCUAAAGCUCUGUAACCAAGGCUCCAGAUGUCUUGACAGCACCAUUAUGUUGUCAUCAGCACUGCAUACAUUGUGUGCUUCACUGACUACAUUAAUUGAAAUAUGCCUUGCUGAAUCUCUGGCUAACUUAUAGGAGUCCCAACCUCCUUGAAAAUUACUACUGAACAAAUGACUACUGAACACACUUCUAACAAGUGUGUCUUGGCAUUAUCUUACUGGUGUAGCUCAGUUCAAAAACCUAAUGUUUGUUUUUUAGACCUGUUUUUAUCUGUAAAAUGAUUCUUAAUUAGAUUUAUAUAUGGUAUACUGUAAGUAUAUGUUGUGUAUAUCUGCAGUCUACACACACUGACAAGAGAAUCAAACCUGCGCUGUGCGUGGAUUUUGACUUGCCAAUGACUUUGCCUAAUAGAGACUAAGAUAAAGUGGCUUUCUGUUAGAUGUGAAGUAGAGAUUGGAGGUAUGAAUAAAGAUUGAGCAAAAACAUUCAA